Messenger RNA from Scatophagus argus, 1840 nucleotides. Its product is annotated as green-sensitive opsin-like. The transcript is spliced from 5 exons. Gene Ontology annotation, biological process: visual perception; phototransduction; G protein-coupled receptor signaling pathway. Gene Ontology annotation, cellular component: photoreceptor outer segment; membrane. The record is from RefSeq and is a predicted model, not a curated record. Lineage: Eukaryota; Metazoa; Chordata; Actinopteri; Scatophagidae. Gene Ontology annotation, molecular function: G protein-coupled receptor activity. Bases 248 to 1306 code for a protein of 352 amino acids.
AAAUAAAGCCGAAGCCUUCGUGCCCCUCAUCAAGUUGAGGAGUAUCUGGUGUUAAGAUGAAUUACUUAGGAUGUGAAAGACUUAUUUUCAAUCCCCGUGUUGUUGUAAUCCACUGUAAUCCAUGUUGCCGUAAUCCACUUUUUCACCAGUAUAAAGCAAAUGCUAAGACCUCACGUCAGCUGCAGAGGGGUCCAACACUCCAUUGAGCAUACCUGAAGACGCUAAACAGAACAACAGACUUGUCAAGAUGGUUUGGGAAGGAGGAAUGGAGCCCAAUGGCACAGAGGGCAAGAACUUCUACAUCCCCAUGUCCAAUAGGACUGGGCUUGCGAGGAGUCCUUUUGAAUAUCCACAGUACUACCUUGGAGAUCCAAUUCUGUUCAAAAUGCUUGCUGCCUACAUGUUCUUCCUGAUCUGUACUGGCUUCCCCAUCAACUUUCUGACACUGGUGGUCACAGCUCAGAACAAGAAGCUCCGACAACCUCUCAACUUCAUCCUGGUCAACCUGGCUGUGGCUGGACUGAUCAUGGUUUGUUUUGGGUUCACCAUCACUUUCGUAACCGCUAUUAAUGGCUACUUUGUUUUCGGACCAAUGGGCUGUGCCAUCGAGGGAUUCAUGGCUACUCUGGGAGGUCAAGUUGCUCUCUGGUCACUGGUCGUCCUGGCAGUUGAGAGAUACAUUGUUGUCUGCAAACCCAUGGGGAGCUUCAAAUUCACUGGAACUCAUGCAGGUGUUGGAGUUGUUUUCACCUGGAUCAUGGCUCUCGCUUGUGCUGCCCCUCCACUGGCGGGCUGGUCCAGGUACAUUCCUGAGGGUCUGCAGUGCUCCUGUGGACCUGACUACUACACUCUGGCUCCAGGCUUCAACAAUGAAUCAUACGUCAUGUACAUGUUCAUCUGCCACUUCUGUGUCCCAGUUGGCACCAUCUUCUUCACCUACGGAAGCCUUGUGCUCACAGUCAAAGCUGCUGCAGCUCAGCAGCAGGAGUCAGAGUCCACCCAGAAGGCUGAGAGGGAAGUGACACGCAUGUGCGUCCUGAUGGUACUGGGAUUCUUGGUGGCCUGGACCCCAUAUGCUAGCUUUGCUGCUUGGAUCUUCUUCAACAAAGGAGCUGCUUUCUCAGCUACAGCCAUGGCCGUCCCUGCCUUCUUCUCAAAGAGUUCAGCAUUGUUCAAUCCCAUUAUCUACGUACUGAUGAACAAACAGUUCCGUAACUGCAUGCUCUCUACAGUUGGAAUGGGCGGUAUGGUUGAAGAUGAGACCUCAGUAUCAACCAGCAAGACAGAAGUCUCCUCUGUCUCUUAAGAAUAAUAGCACACCUCCAGACAUCCUCCUUCCUGAUGUCUUACUCAGUGGCUGUCUUGCAAAAGGAAUAAGCAAACGGAUACAAGUUAAUGAUCUUUUCUGCAACAAAUGGACAUUAAUCUCUGGGUACAUGCCAGUCACUGCAUUUUACCUUGCACAUUCCACAUUUGUGUGAAUCUGUGAUAAAAGCUGGACCCCAACAUCAUAUGAACCACACCUGAAAGAGAUUCAAACAAAACAUCUCUGAAACAACCUAAAGUGUUUUCUUGUAAUAAUGGUGAUGGUAUGUUUGGAUGUGCGAGUGGGUGAGAAUCCUCUGUGUAUAUUUAUGACGAGGUGAGGUUAACGUAUUUGUUGGCCUCUGUCAUAAUAUUCUGUAUAUAUUUUAUAAACAAAAAAAAGUGUAGAGAAAAGUUAUUAAAUGCAUGCAUAAGAAGAUGUCUUGGUUGUUGUUUUCUCUUUUAUAUUUACACAGAUCAGUUCUCACAUGGUUUUACAUGGAAACUGAGAUUUUGUUCAAAGUAAUUCACUGAU